GAUCAAGUCGCGCCCACCUGCGUCGCCCCAGGCUCCCUGAGUGGCACCCAGACCCGGUCUGAAGGACACUGGUCCGGCGGGCGCUCCGAAGCUGGAUCCUGCGAGGUGACUCCGUGCUGAAGUACAUCGGACCUGCAGCCACUAUAAAGAGCCGGUUUUACUUAUUGCUUCGGGGACUGUGCAAUCAUGUCAGUCUUUUCUUACGAGAGUUCCGAGAUUGACUGGUGUGAAGACAACUACAAGCACUCUGAGACUGUGGCCGAGUAUUUCAACACUAUUAGCAACGCGGCCUUCUUCAUUAUUGCUCCUGUCAUGAUGUACCUGCACCACCCCUACGCCAGGGAAAGAAAUCUGGCCGUGCAUUUGGUCUGGCUUAUGAUGAUGCUUGUGGGACUCUUCUCUGUGUACUUCCACAUGACACUGAGCUUCUUAGGACAGAUGCUGGAUGAACUCUCCAUUCUGUGGGUUCUGGCCAUUGGCUACUGCCUCUGGUUUCCACGGACCCACUUCCCCUCUUUCAUUAAGGACAGGUCCACCUUCUCCAAGACGGUCACAGUGGUCACUGUCGUCACCACCCUGUCUGCCUUCGUAAAGCCCGCUGCCAACGCCUAUGUGCUCAACUGUUUUGUCAUCCACAUCCUCUACUCCCUUGGUCUAGAGCUGCGCAGCUGCUCAAACCAGAAGGCGCUGCGUCUGGCUCGCUCCGCCGUCGGUCUGUGGAUGCUGGCUGUCUCCUGCUGGAUUAGUGACCGCUUCAGCUGCGACUUCUGGAAGAGCCUCAACUUCUGCUACCUUCAUGGGUUCUGGCACAUUCUGAUUGUGAUGGCCACUGCCUAUGCCGUUGCCCUGUUGUCCUACCUGGACGCCCAGAAUGAAAUCCCCUACGCCCUGCCUGAACUCCAGUACUGGCCCUGUGACAGCUGGACCCUCGGACUGCCCUAUGUCGUCCUCAGGGGAGCCGGAAUGAAGCGAAAGACCUGCUAAGGCUUCAUAGAUGUGGACAUUCCAUCAGUGCAUCAUAGAGGCAUUCUGAAUAUAUUUUGCAUUCGCCUAUUAA
Brienomyrus brachyistius is the source of this 1057-nucleotide messenger RNA. Its product is annotated as alkaline ceramidase 1-like. Gene Ontology annotation, molecular function: hydrolase activity, acting on carbon-nitrogen (but not peptide) bonds, in linear amides. Gene Ontology annotation, biological process: ceramide metabolic process. NCBI's taxonomy places the organism in Eukaryota, Metazoa, Chordata, Actinopteri, Osteoglossiformes, Mormyridae. Bases 187 to 984 code for a protein of 265 amino acids. Gene Ontology annotation, cellular component: membrane. The transcript has 8 exons. The record is from RefSeq and is a predicted model, not a curated record.